Molecule: messenger RNA, 768 nt
Organism: Oppiella nova
Lineage: Eukaryota; Metazoa; Arthropoda; Arachnida; Sarcoptiformes; Oppiidae
Source: the annotation of a GenBank genome assembly
AUGCUGCGAACGACGACAGACGACGACUGCAACGACUACUCGAACAAAGAUGGAGACGAAGAGCGAGCUGUGAACGCGUCCUCUCUUUCGCGACAUUUGCUUCGUUUGCGCCAAUCGUUUGGCGACGAAUGGCAACAGAUCUGCGAAACGCUUCUGUCGUGCGAACAGUUGUUGACAGUUAUGUCGAGAGACAGACCUCUCAAUGACGACAACCGCACGACAGCUGUAGACACCACCGACGACCACAACAGACAACAGUUGCGACAAAUUAUACGCCAAAUCGAGCCCAAGAAGUACUCCAAGAGUUGCCGCGCGAGUGGCCGUCGCCGCCGCUCCUCUUACCACAGACUCAAAGCGUUGACACAACUCCUCAUGACUUCCAACCUGAAGCGCUCGACGUCUCUCCAGUCGGUGCCUGUCGUGCAGUCGUCGCCCGACGUGAUGGACGACACGACUGCGACGCUUCCGCGACUCCGACGCCGUCCGCGAAUCACACGAUUCUACCACUCGUUGGACGUCUCGGACGACAACAACGAGAGCGACGACAACCCGCAGCAGAAGCCCGACAGAAGCGGACUCUCUCUCGUGUUGUCGUCGUCGCCGUCGACACAACUAUUACCGACGACAGCCAUUCAGAAGCAGUUGAACCGACAUUCCUGUGACGUGACGAGUCUUCUGUUGUCGCCGACGUCGCAGUCGUCGCACACGGGAGACAACUCGACGACAAACUCGAGACAAAUACUGAAGUACUCGAAGAAACGACUCAGA